Chlamydomonas reinhardtii is the source of this 1612-nucleotide messenger RNA. RefSeq lists its product as uncharacterized. The transcript has 7 exons. Lineage: Eukaryota; Viridiplantae; Chlorophyta; Chlorophyceae; Chlamydomonadales; Chlamydomonadaceae. Bases 111 to 1319 code for a protein of 402 amino acids. Gene Ontology annotation, molecular function: lipase activity. The record is from RefSeq and is a predicted model, not a curated record. Gene Ontology annotation, biological process: lipid metabolic process.
UCAAGGGGGCCCAGCCAGUCUCGCUAGGUGUCGCCACAACUCGUCACACAUUAGACGUAUGCACGUUUAACACUGACACACUAACCUUCGCAUCCCGGCGAUACCGACUCAUGUCCCCCGCCCGACGCCAAUGCGCCGCCCCCCUUGCGGCAGCGCUGCUGCUGCUGCUGGCGGCCGGCUGCGCCCUGGCCUCCGCCAGCCGCACCGACGACGGAUUCAGUGGCAACUAUAAUAAGAAGGGCGGCAAGAACCCGGGCAGCAGGCGCGCGUCCCCGCCACCAGCCCGACGCCGCUACCCGCCGCCAGUGGGCAGUGGUGGCUUGACGACGUCACGACCGUCGCCUGCUGCCGCACCCGGCGGCGGCGACACGCGCGAGCGUAUUGACCUGGUUGUGUUUGGCGACUCCCUCUCCGACACGGGCAACACCUUCCGCGCGGCGGGUGUGCCUCAGGCCGACCUCUACUACCAGGGCAGGUACUCCAACGGCCCCGUCUGGAUCGACUACCUGGCUGCCGAAGUCGCCAACAACAACAGCGCCACCACCGUACUCAAUGUGAUCAACCUGGCCUAUGGCGGCGCCACGGCCUGCCCCGCCUACAGCGUUGCAGCCCAAUACCCCUUUGUGCUCGACCUGCCACAGCAGACAGCCGCCUUCCUCGCGCAGCCGCCCUCGGCGUCGGCGGCGACGGCGGCGCUACGGCACGCGCAGGGGCAGGCGCAGGCGCAGGCCGCCGCGCAGGCAGCGGCGCUGGCACUGGCGGCACUGCAGGCGGUGGUGCAGGCGGCCCUUGGUGUCGGCAGUGGCGCAGGUGGGGGCAGCAGCAGCCCCAACGGCGGUGGUGGCGGGCGGCGGCUGCUGCCGAUCAACUUCAUUGGGAUCAACGACGUGCGGUUCUUUGCCAAUGAGGCCGUAAGGACCGGCGCCUUCGCCAACGCGUCCGUCAUCGCCUCCGCCGUCGCCGCCAUCACCUCCUGCCGCCUGACCUGGGCGCAGCAGCUGCUGGCGGCGGGCGAGGCGGUGUGGGGGCAGCAGCGGGGGCCGCAGCGGGUGCUGGUGCUGCUGCCAGUGGCGCGACUGGACCUCUCGCCAAGUGUGCCUGAGCCGUUCAAGUCGGCGGUGGCCGCGUUCACCGCGGCGCUCAACAGCGCCCUGACCCUGGCGGCCGCCGCCCUGGAGGUGCAGCUGCAGCAGCCGGCGGCGGCCACGGGCGGCGCCGACAGCGUGGGCGCGCGGCUGCUGGUGCUGCCGGACGCGUCGGAGGAGCUGCUGGCCAGCGUGAACCCGCCCUUCAACAACACCUAUGCGCAGAGCCGGUGACGAGGAUUUGCCGGGGAUGCCGCAUUUUCAGUCACGCAGAGUUGUCAGGGGUGCAAAGCCCGCUGCAACUCCUUCCACAGUCCAUGGUCCAGCUAACCCGCGCACAGUGAAGAAAAGCUGAGACGAUAGAGGUCAGGAAUGAACAGAAGUCAGGGAUGGACCCCGUGCACGGGCGGAACCGUGGAGCUGCGGAGGGGUUGAAGAAAACAGGCAGGGACGAGGCGCGCGGGAGAGGGGGUAUACAGCAGCCUUGACAGCAGCUUCGUAUUGGAGUGCACUGAACCACUCGCACU